GGAGAUUUCAGAGACGUAGGCAGCAUGGGCAACCUCGGCGCCAAGCCAAAGACGCUCAAGGAGCAGCUCCGCGAGAACAAGCGCGAGAUCAACCGCGCGAUCCGCGACCUCGACCGCGAGCGCACGAACCUCCAGAUGGCAGAGAAGAAGCUCAUCAUUGAGAUCAAGAAGAUGGCCAAGGAGAACCAAAUCGCAUCCGUGAAGAUCAUGGCCAAGGACCUCGUGCGCACACGCCAGCACAUCACUAAGUUCUACACGAUGCGGUCGCAGCUGCAAGCCGUGUCGCUGCGCAUGGAGACAGCCAAGUCGGCCGAGGCCAUGACGUCGGCGCUCCAAAACACGACCAAGGUCAUGAAGUCGAUGGCCAAGACGAUGAACCUGCCCAAGCUCAACAAGAUCAUGAUGGAGUACACGCAAGAGAGCGAGAAGAUGGAGAUGCAGCAAGAGAUGCUCGGCGACACGAUCGACGAUGUUAUGGACGCUGACCAGGACGAAGAGGAAGAAGACAAGAUCGUGUCGCAAGUCCUCGACGAAAUUGGCAUCGACAUGUCGGGCGCGCUCCUCGAAGCGCCGUCGGUGCAAGUCGCUCCGACGGCGGCGCCUGUAACGGCGUCUGCGAGUUCUCUUCCGCCGGCCCCUGUUGCGGCCGCAGAAGGUGGCGGCGACACCGCCGUGAGCGAGCUCGAGGCUCGCUUGAACAACCUUCGGCGAUCGUAAACGUAGAUUAGUGCUAAUUAAUGCAGAGUGAAAGGACACUCCAUCUCGACUUCAAACAG
This is a messenger RNA of Saprolegnia parasitica CBS 223.65, 776 nucleotides long. RefSeq lists its product as hypothetical. Gene Ontology annotation, biological process: protein transport; late endosome to vacuole transport; endosome transport via multivesicular body sorting pathway. Gene Ontology annotation, cellular component: ESCRT III complex; multivesicular body. The transcript has a single exon. Lineage: Eukaryota; Oomycota; Saprolegniomycetes; Saprolegniales; Saprolegniaceae. The coding region runs from base 25 to 717 and encodes 230 amino acids. The record is from RefSeq and is a predicted model, not a curated record.